Drosophila bipectinata is the source of this 1728-nucleotide messenger RNA. RefSeq names its product Ecdysone-inducible gene E2 (gene ImpE2). Lineage: Eukaryota; Metazoa; Arthropoda; Insecta; Diptera; Drosophilidae. The record is from RefSeq and is a predicted model, not a curated record.
GAUAGUUGCGGCCGUGAGGCGCUUGUGAACGCAUCUUGUUGGUGAAACAUUACAACCUUAAUCCCGGGAGUCCAACUCAAGAGUCAAAAUGAAGUCUGUUGCUUUGAUCCUAGUUUGCUUGGCCCUAAGCUGCCAGGCUAGAGUCGUUCAGUUGCCAGAGAAGCCCAUCGAUAUUCCAGUGACCAUCAUUGAGGAUAAGCAGCCCCUGGAGUCCCUGUCUUUGGUGAAGGAGGAAGCCCAGCCGAUCAAGCCCGAAAUUCUGGAGGAGAAAGCCAAGGAAAUCAAAGAGAAAAUUAAGCCAGAAAUUAAGGAGGAAAUUAAGCCAGAAAUUAAGGAAGAAAUUAAGCCAGAAAUCAAGCCAGAAAUCAAAGAAGAUAUCAAGCCCGAAAUCAAAGAAGAAAUCAAGCCAGAAAUCAAAGAGGAUUUGCCUGCCAAGCCCUUAGAGCUAAAGGAGGAGAUCAAGGAAAUUCCCCAAGAGAUCAAGGAAACUUCCCUAGAGAUCAAGGAAAUUCCCCAGGAGAUCAAGGAGGAACCCAAGCCCGAACUACCUGAAAUCAAGGAGCAGCCUGCCGAGAUCAAGCCCGCCGAGGAGCCAGCCAAAGUUGUCCUGAAAACCCUGUCAGCUGAAGAGCCCACCGAGCAACUCGCACCUGUUCCCAAUCCCCAGGAGCAAGAUCAAUCCGAGGUUCAGGACUCCGCUCAUCCUCAGGUCCGUCAAGCCACCCAGGCCACCCCCACCCAGAGCACCACCCAGGGCAACUUUGUGCAGCAAUUGAUCCAGAACUCCCCGAUCGGUCAGUUCUUGAAUCAGUUCCAGCCCCAGCAGCAGCAGACUCAGCCCGCUGCGGCUCCGGUUCAAGCCCAGGCGGAUGAGGCUGCUCAGCCCACUCCGGCGCCCACCGUGCCCGGCUUUCUGAAUCCCCAGGCCGCCUUCACCUCCGCCCAGCAGGCUGUCCAGAACGCGGCCCAGACCGUGGUCAACUCCACCACCCAGGCCUUCCAAGGCAUCCAGCAGUUCGCCAGCAAUCUGGGCAACCAGUUCCAGAACACCCUCUCCGGCUUUGCCAAUCCCCAGGCGGCGGUCUCCACCACUCCACGUCCUCCCGGUCCCAUCCAGCAGUUCGUGAACAAUGUCUUCGGCGGCGGAAACGCCACGGCAGCCACUCCAGCCCAGAACCAGCAGCAGGGAGGCAAUCCCCUCCAGGGAAUCAUUAACUUCCUGGGCGGUAAUCGCCCCCAGAAUGCUCCAGCUCCAGCUGCAACUGAGGCGCCGGCCAAAAAGCCAGAAGUCGACGACAAGAUCGAUCCCAACUCCCAGGACGAGGUGGCUGAGUUUGUCCCCGAAUCCGAGAACGAGAUCCGUGCCAGUGGCGAGACGAUUGACGACUCCUUCGAGGAGGCCGCUGUGCCCUCCAACGAGGUCAUCGUGGUCAACGACGACGCCGGCGAAGUGGCCGAUCCUGUCCAGCCAUCACAUCCUGCUGCUACAGACGCCGUGGCCCUUUGAGGAACUCACGUUCACAUAGACUGACAUUUUAAUUUUCGUGGCCAUUUUUCGAUUUUCCAAUUGAGAAUGAAAAGAAAAUGUUUCAUUAGUUUUCUAAGAGCACAUGCAACGCAAACAAAUUAUUUAUUUCAUACUCGUACUCGUACUCUACCCAGGAAUUUAUCUAUAACAGAAAUUACAAAUAAAAAUCAUUAAAAAUAAAAAUAUGGAUAAUUAAAAUA